This is a messenger RNA of Theobroma umbraticum, 959 nucleotides long. RefSeq names its product cysteine-rich receptor-like protein kinase 10. Gene Ontology annotation, cellular component: plasma membrane. Lineage: Eukaryota; Viridiplantae; Streptophyta; Magnoliopsida; Malvales; Malvaceae. The record is from RefSeq and is a predicted model, not a curated record. Gene Ontology annotation, molecular function: protein serine/threonine kinase activity; ATP binding. Gene Ontology annotation, biological process: protein phosphorylation.
AACCUUGUCAGGCUAUUGGGAUGCGGAAUUGAAGGUGAGGAAAAGCUGCUCAUAUACGAGUUUAUGCCAAACAAAAGCCUUGAUUUCUUCAUCUUUGAUCCGGAGAAACGUCCACAACUUGAUUGGAAGACAUGCUAUGAAAUUAUAAGUGGAAUUGCCAGGGGACUUCUUUAUCUUCACGAGGAUUCCCGACUUAAAAUCAUUCAUAGAGAUCUAAAGCCCAGCAAUGUACUGUUGGACCAGGACAUGGUUGCCAAGAUAUCAGAUUUUGGCAUGGCAAGAAUUUUUUGUGAAAACCAGAAUUCAGCUAACACUAAAAGAGUUGUGGGAACAUAUGGAUACAUGGCUCCAGAAUAUGCAAUGCAGGGGUUGUUCUCUAUGAAAUCCGAUGUUUUUAGCUUUGGCGUGAUAGUGCUAGAGAUUCUGUGUGGGCAAAAAAAUAGUGGCUUUUACCUAACAGAACAUGCCCAGACACUUCUUGCUUAUGCCUGGCAAAUAUGGAGAGAAGGAAAAGAAUUGGAAAUAGUGGACCCUUUUUUGCUGGAAUCAUGCUCAACACCGGAAAUCAACAGGUGCUUUCAUGUCGGGCUUUUAUGCGUGCAGGAAGAUCCAGCAGACAGACCCACCAUGUCUGAAAUUGUGGUUGACUUAGGAAGGGAUACGGAUACGAUUGCUCUUCCUGAACCAAAGAAACCCGCCUUUUCUGUGGGCAGAGUGAUCGCAAUUGAUCAGUCUUCAACGAUGGAUCCAUCAAUGAAUCAGAUAACAGUAUCUGAUAUCUCAGCCCGUUGAAUGCGUUGACCACAUUAACAAAUUAAAUUUAAUCUAGCAGCUGUCAACUGAUCUCCUUGAUAGGACAAAAUUUCAGUGUUCAAAAUCUCUAUUCCCUUUGUUCAAUGUAACAAGAAUAUUGCUGAGAUUGUUCUGUUCAUGGGGCGUGAUCAUAAAAUAUUAUUAGA